This is a messenger RNA of Myotis brandtii (Brandt's bat), 3063 nucleotides long. Its product is annotated as protocadherin beta-12. Gene Ontology annotation, biological process: homophilic cell-cell adhesion. Lineage: Eukaryota; Metazoa; Chordata; Mammalia; Chiroptera; Vespertilionidae. The transcript is spliced from 2 exons. Gene Ontology annotation, cellular component: plasma membrane. Gene Ontology annotation, molecular function: calcium ion binding. The record is from RefSeq and is a predicted model, not a curated record. Bases 810 to 2903 code for a protein of 697 amino acids.
ACAUAAUGUGUUCCACUCCAAUAGCUUUUAUUUAAUUUCUUCCAGUUCACAAGUCAUUGAUAUCAAAGAAAUCUAAUGAAAUGUCUUCUUGUGCUACAACAACUAUCUAUAUAUGUCCCAUCUCAUGAUUAAGCCAGUUUCAUAUCUUCUGAGGGGACUUCUGAAAUGACUCAUGUACACUUUCCCUUUCCCUUACCACCUAAAGAAAGCCAGGUAGUGAUGGGCUUUUGCUCAGUUUAACCGUCAUUUAUACUCUCCUUAUUUCAGGCUUUCAAUCCUCUCAGAAAGAUUACAAGCUCUUGGAGGCCAGGAAUUUUAUCUUGUAUUUCUGUAUUCAUCACAAACUGAGCACUUUCCGUGUUGGGAGAGUGGGGAGGGACACUUAAAUGCGUUAAAACAAAUACUAACAGCAUCAAAAACUACAAAGACUAUAAAUCAAUUCUUAUGGAAGAUAGAAUAUAUUUGCAAUCACUUAAACACAAUGAAUACAACAUUUGUUUCUAGGGGACAAUAUGUGAAUGGUAUUUAGGUAGCUUUCAUCAAACUGAAAAUCUGUGGAGACGCAUGGUGGCGCUGCAGGAUAAUAUCGUGGGGAGAAAAACUACGCUGAUGACACUGUUACCCACUGCACACAGAGCACUGGGGAGAAAAAAACCAACAAGCUGCAAGGAAGGCGAACUAGAAGCUAAUAAAAAACGGUUAAAAUCCUUAGACCUUCCUAAGAUUCGGUGGACAUAGCAGAGGCACAUUUCCCAGAACUGCGAAGUGGAGCUGAAGCAAUUCCGCAGGAAGCCUUGGGGAAAGGAGCUAUGGAGAACGGAGGAACUGGCACCCUGCGGAUAAGGCAAGUCCUGCUGUUCUUUGUUUUUCUGGAAAUGUCUCGGGCGGACUCUGAGUCUGGGCGCUUUUCGGUGGAAGAGGAAAUGAAGAGCGGGAGCGUUGUAGGCAAUUUGGCAAAGGACCUAGGACUGGAUGUGGGUGAGCUGUUCUCAAGGGGGGCUCGGGUGGUCUCUAAUGAUAACAAACACCAUUUGCAGCUGGACUUAAACACCGGGGAUUUGCUCUUAAGCGAAGCGCUGGACCGGGAGGAGCUCUGUGGCUCCAUCGAGCCCUGUGUUCUGCACUUCCAGGUAUUAAUGAAAAACCCUUUGCAGUUUUUACAGAUUGAGCUCCAGGUCAGGGAUAUAAAUGACCACUCCCCUGUCUUCUUAGAAAAAGAAAUGCUCCUAGAGAUCCCAGAGAAUAGUCCUGUGGGCUCUGUGUUCUUACUGGAAAGUGCGAAGGAUUUGGAUGUAGGAAUCAAUGCUCUAAACAGCUACACAAUAAGCCCCAACUCUCAUUUCCACGUUAAAAUGAGAGUCAAUCCAGACAAUAGAAAAUACCCAGAGUUGGUUCUGGACAAGGCGCUGGAUUAUGAAGAGCAGCCGGAGCUCAGCUUCAUCCUCACUGCUCUGGAUGGUGGGUCUCCGCCCAGGUCUGGGACGGCCUUGGUUCGGGUGGAGGUCUUGGACACUAAUGACAACUCCCCGGAGUUUGAGCAGCCCUUUUAUGAGGUGAAGAUUCCGGAAAAUAGCUUACUAGGCUCACUGGUUGUCACAGUCUCCGCUUGGGAUUUAGAUUCUGGAAAAAAUGGAGAGAUAUCAUAUACUUUUUCCCAUGCCUCAGAAGAUGUUCACAAAACAUUUGAAAUUAAUCAAAAGUCUGGAGAAGUUAGUUUAAUGGCAUCGUUGGAUUUUGAAACAAUUGAAUCAUAUUCAAUAAUAAUACAAGCCACAGACGGGGGAGGGCUUUUUGGAAAAUCGACAGUCAGAAUUCAGGUGAUGGAUAUAAAUGACAAUGCCCCUGAAGUCACCGUGUCAUCAAUUACUAGCCCAAUUCCAGAAAACUCGUCUGAGACCGUGGUUCUGGUUUUUAGUAUCCUAGACAGAGAUUCUGGGGACAAUGGGAGAAUGCUUUGUUCUAUCCCAGAAGACCUUCCAUUCAUACUAAAAUCUUCAGUAAAGAAUUACUACACAUUGGAAACAGAGGGAGCACUGGACAGAGAAAGCAAGGCCCAGUACAACGUCACCAUCACCGUCACCGACUUGGGGACCCCCAGACUGAAAACCCAGCACAACAUCACCCUGCUGGUCUCCGACGUCAACGACAACGCCCCCGCCUUCACCCAAACCUCCUACACCCUGUUCCUCCGCGAGAACAACAGCCCCGCCCUGCACAUCGGCAGCGUCAGCGCCACAGACAGAGACGCGGGCGCCAACGCCCAGCUCACCUACUCGCUGCUGCCGCCCCACGACCCGCAGCUGCCCCUGGCCUCGCUGGUGUCCAUCAACGCGGACAACGGCCACCUGUUCGCCCUGAGGGCGCUGGACUUCGAGGCGCUGCAGGCGUUCGAGUUCCGCGUGGGCGACGCGGCCAAGCACAGGCUGCUGGUGCUGGUCAAGGACAAUGGCGAGCCCGCGCUGUCUGCCAGCGUCACGCUGCACGUGCUGCUGGUGGAUGGCUUCUCGCAGCCCUACCUGCCGCUGCCGGAAGUGGCGGCCGACCAGGCGCAGGCCGACCCGCUGACCGUGUACCUGGUCAUCGCGUUGGCGUCGGUGUCGUCGCUGUUCCUGUUCUCGGUGCUGGCGUUCAUCGCGGUGCGGCUGUGCAGGCGGAGCAGGGCCGCCUGGGUGGGUGGCUGUUCGGUGCCUGAGGGCCACUUUCCGGGCCACCUGGUGGACGUUAGCGGUACUGGGACCCUGUCUCAGAGCUACCAGUAUGAGGUGUGUCUGAUGGGAGGUACUGGGACAGAUGAGUUUAAAUUUCUGAAGCCUAUUAUCCCUAAUUUCCAGACCCAGUGCCCUGGGAAAGAAAUAGAGGAAAAUCCUACCUUCCACAAUAGCUUUGGGUUCAAUAUUAAGUGACCAUAAUUACCUUUUAUACCCCAUGUGUAUUUUUAUUUUGUGCCACUUCCAUAUCAGUGUUUCCUUUCCUAAUACGUGGGUAUUUUAAAUAUGACUUAAAAUUGAUUUUAGAGAGACAGGAAGCGAGAGGGAGAAAAACAUUGAUAGGCUGACUCUUGCA